This is a messenger RNA of Diaporthe amygdali, 276 nucleotides long. RefSeq lists its product as uncharacterized. The coding region runs from base 1 to 276 and encodes 91 amino acids. The record is from RefSeq and is a predicted model, not a curated record. NCBI's taxonomy places the organism in Eukaryota, Fungi, Ascomycota, Sordariomycetes, Diaporthales, Diaporthaceae. The transcript has 2 exons.
AUGGAAGACAACUUCGCCCAACAUGGCCCCAGAGUGUACCAACAAGACCCCAAGAGCUGCGGUACGACCAACUUUCGUCUCCAAACAAGACCGCGAGCCAAGCCUUUCGAGUCCAAAUCCAUCAACACACCUCGAGUUACGUCCAGAAAGCCUGCGCGUGCCUACAUGGUGUGGCUAUUCAGUCUCGGAAACCACAGAUGGGGUCUGCUGUCUCUCCCUCAAAUGAUGCCCGGUGUCUUGUCACGGAGGGGAAGCCCGGCCAUGCUAGCUGCUUGA